AUGGCAAGAAGGUCAUCCGCAGCGAGGCCUGGACCCUCCUCCGCGGCCGGUAAGCUUUUAGUUCCGCUGGCUUCUAGUUAUCGACCAUACACUUCUGGUAAUCUGGCUAACCAACUCAAAUCCCUCACCUCGCUAGAUUCUUCGUCAUUGCCCCGACGCACCUCGUUGAGACUGGCCCAGUCGUCGUCCGCCCCCGCCAAUGCAAGCCAAUCUGAUCACCACUCCACACGUGAAGACGUGGCUGCGCCUAUUGGCGCUGUCGGACCCCGUCAAGAUGAGAAACCUGUGGUCCUUGAAGUUGCCAUUCCCUUGAAGAAGCCCUCGUCUUCCUGCUCAUCUUCCACGUCUAAUCGCGAGGGCGAUUCGUCUGGAGAUGGGACCUACGAUUACACUACUCCAGCGACCAGCGUUGCCAUGACUCCUGCAGAAUCAGACAUUUCACGCCCGAAGACAAGGGUCAGCGCGUCUGCUCGGACCCGGGAAUUACGAUCAAGCACCAUGUCGCUCAACCCGCGCAGGGGGCACAAGAGAACCACCUCGGCCAUCGCCACCGAGGAUACUACUCCCGAGGCCUCGGACGUGGCUCUAGCCCGUGCCCUUCAACUUGAAGAAUAUCAGGCACCACUCCCGAAACGACGAAGAGUGGGGAAAUCCAAAUUGGAGAUUCAAGAUUCCGACGACAGCGCCUUAACGGAGCUCGAUGACUUCGACGGUAUGGAUGAGGACGAGUCAGAGCAGUGGCAGCCGCCGCGCAAUUCUCGGAGCUCCCUCCGAUCGGCAAAGAAAGCGCCUGUUCCAGACAGCGAAGAUAGCAAUUUCGAUACGGAAGAUAUGUCCGAAGAGGAGGCCGAUGAAAGUCACCAAAGUGAUUCCGGGCCAAUCGCCCAAAUGCCGUCUAACGAGAGUAGGCCUACAUACUCGCAGAGAGGAUCUAGAAAUCGGGGCACGGCAAAUACCAGGGGUCGUGGACGAAAUCGAAGACAGGUACAAACACAAGCUGCAGGUCCAUCUGAAGCCCCAACUGCGUCACAGACGUGGAUGAGCUACCGUGCAUUUAAAGAGCGGAAGAAGCUUGAAAAACAGCAUCCCUUGAUUAUACAGAUGUGGGAAGAUUUAAGAAAUGCGCCCCCAAUAACACCGGUGCCCGCAGAACAACCUUCAAGCAUAUCGCGAACCCUGAAGCCCUUCCAACUCGAAGGUUUGAAUUGGAUGAUGCAACAGGAAAAGUCAGAGUACAGAGGUGGUCUCUUGGGUGACGAGAUGGGUAUGGGCAAGACCAUCCAGGCGGUUUCCCUCCUCAUGUCAGAUUACCCGAUCGGCAAACCGUCUCUUGUUGUAGUCCCUCCGGUUGCUCUAAUGCAAUGGCAAUCCGAGAUCAAGGAAUACACGAAUGGCCAACUGAAUGUUCUGGUUUAUCACAAUUCUAAUACUAAGGUCAAACAUCUUAGAAAGAAAGAUCUACAGGCCUAUGAUGUUAUCAUGAUAUCUUAUUCUGGUCUGGAGUCAAUCCAUCGAAAGGAAUGGAAAGGGUGGAACCGCGAUGAUGGAAUUGUCAAGGAGGAUAGUGUGGUCCAUUCCAUCGAUUACCAUCGACUCAUUCUCGAUGAAGCACACAGCAUCAAGCAACGCACCACGAGUGUUGCCCGCGCAUGUUUUGCGCUGAAAGCCACCUACAAAUGGUGUCUGUCCGGCACUCCCGUGCAAAAUCGAAUUGGCGAGUUCUUCUCUCUCUUGCGAUUUCUGGAAGUUCGCCCAUUCGCCUGUUAUUUCUGUAAACAGUGCAAAUGCCAGCAACUUCAUUGGUCCCAAGACGCCGAGAAACGAUGCACCGAAUGUCGACACAGCGGAUUUAGUCAUGUCUCAGUCUUCAACCAGGAGAUCUUGAAUCCAAUCACGGAAAGGGAUAAUGCAGAAGCCCGCAAAGAGGCAUUGGGGAAGCUGCGCCUUCUCACCGAUAGAAUUAUGCUCAGGCGUGUCAAGCGUGACCACACAGCUUCCAUGGAACUGCCACCCAAACGGGUCAUUCUACACAACGAGUUCUUCGGCGAGAUCGAACGUGAUUUCUCCCGAAGUAUCAUGACUAACUCCACCAGGCAGUUCGACACGUACGUGAGCCGUGGAGUGAUGUUGAACAACUAUGCCAAUAUCUUCGGUUUGAUCAUGCGAAUGCGACAGGUUGCAAACCACCCCGAUUUGAUCUUGAAGAAACAUGCCGCCAGUGGGCAAAAUGUACUGGUUUGCAGCAUCUGCGACGAAUCGGCGGAGGAAGCCAUUCGGUCGCGUUGCCAUCACGAGUUCUGCCGCCGAUGUGCCAAGGACUACAUGCGGUCGUUUGAUGCCGACACGGUUGUCGAUUGUCCGCGGUGUCAUAUUCCUCUGUCCAUCGACUUUGAGCAGCCGGACAUUGAGCAAGAAGAGGAGUUCAUCAAGAAAAAUUCGAUCAUCAACCGGAUCCGCAUGGAGGACUGGACCUCGUCGACAAAGAUCGAGAUGCUUGUCUACGACCUUUACAAGCUGAGGAGCAAAAAGCAGACGCACAAAUCGAUCGUCUUCUCGCAGUUUACCUCGAUGCUCCAACUCGUGGAGUGGCGCCUGCGCCGAGCCGGGUUCAACACCGUCAUGCUCGACGGCUCGAUGACGCCGGCUCAGCGACAGAAAUCCAUCGAUUACUUUAUGAACAAUGUGGACGUUGAAGUGUUUCUCGUCUCCCUCAAGGCAGGCGGUGUCGCCCUAAAUUUGGUCGAGGCGUCACGGGUGUUUAUCGUUGAUCCAUGGUGGAACCCGGCAGCUGAAUGGCAGAGCGCGGACCGGUGCCAUCGUAUUGGUCAACGUCGACCCUGCGUUAUCACCCGACUAUGCAUCGAGGACUCGGUCGAAUCCCGAAUCGUUCUUCUGCAGGAGAAGAAGGCAAACCUCAUCAACGGCACGAUCAACAAGGACCAGGGAGAGGCGCUGGAAAAGCUCACUCCCCAGGAUAUGCAGUUUUUGUUCCGGGGAUCCUGA
Aspergillus affinis is the source of this 3003-nucleotide messenger RNA. RefSeq names its product DNA repair protein RAD16. The record is from RefSeq and is a predicted model, not a curated record. The transcript has 11 exons. Bases 1 to 3003 code for a protein of 1000 amino acids. Gene Ontology annotation, molecular function: ATP binding; ATP-dependent chromatin remodeler activity; metal ion binding. NCBI's taxonomy places the organism in Eukaryota, Fungi, Ascomycota, Eurotiomycetes, Eurotiales, Aspergillaceae.